AUGUUCGAUGCACCAGAUUCCGGCGAUGGGCUGGGGAUGGACGCUCCUCCUGAGCAGCCGGUAAAGGCCGAGCCGACCGAGCCGGUCGAAUCCCCUGUGAAAGGCUCCCCAGGUCUCGGGCUCGUGGCUGAUCUUUCUCCAGCCAAAGAGAAGGAGAAUGAUGUUGCGGAUGAAAGUAUGGGGGUUGAAUCAUCUUCGGCAUCUGCUGGUGUGUUGCCCGCGCCGGGCGGUUCGGCCGGCACUCCUACGUGUCCUCUGUGCAAUCUCAGGACAGCUGCCAACAAGUCGAAGUGGUGCAGCGUGUGCAAAGCAGACGUGCAAGCCGCGCGUCGCGAGUCGCAGGACAAGGGCGAAGGCGAAUGGUUCCGCAACCUGCUUCGCAGCGGCGGGGAGCCGCUGCAAGACUUCAUGCACGAGUAUGUCAAAAUGAACGGGUCCGCGAGAAGAAAAUAUUCACAACGCGUCAAGUUUGACUUCUUGAAGUACAAGGAGGCUCGUCGGAUCCAGACCAGCUACAAACUUGGCUACAAGGCCGUCUUUAUGGCGAAGGCCCGGGCGGUCAACCACUGGGUUGAGUGGCUCAACAUGGAUCGGAAGCAAGCCCUGGAUAAAUGGGAUACGGAGGUGGCUGCUGCCAAGGUGACGAACCAAAACGGACCCGUUGGGUCACCUCUUCAGAUCCCUGUCAAACUGGAUGAUUUUAUCAUCGUGGAAGAUGCGGUUGUGGACGAAAAAAUCAAAGAGAAAGAAUUCAAGAGACAGAAGUUCACUGAGGAGGUGGAGGGGCUAAUGGAUGAAGGUCUGCUUGGCAGAGCAGGCAGCGAGGAGGACAUCGAGAAGUUCGGUUUGGCUAGGAUGGACAACCCAGACAUGGUCUCUAGCUUGUUCGGUCGUCCCAACAAGAUUGCUGUUGUCAAUGAGCCCGCUGCCGAAGCAGAGAAGGAGCCCAAGGAGAAGGAGAAUCGGAAGUCUUUUGAUGCAGCUACAGAGAAGCUGGCGUUGCAAAACAAGUUGAACCAGAUGCUCGACAAAGAAGCCACUGCUCUUGCGCAUGUUGUUGAGGAAGUUGCUGCCUUCAUGGAUGAGAGUUUCGAUGCCGCCUUUGCAUCGACCGAGACCCCGCUCAACGAGCUGGCGGCAAUGAAACUGCUGCGUGCCAGGCGGUUCGUUGCUCGGGCUUUGCUUGGAAGUUACGCUCCAGGCAGAGCGCAGACGGAUGAUCCUGCGAAAGGGCAAGAGGAUGCCGAUCAGUAUGAGGCCGUCUUGAAAUGCAACCCGGAGGCAGAGCUGCCGGAGUCGUUCUUGCAGAUGCAGCCUUUGCUGCACAUCUCCCAGAAGCUUGGCACUUCGUUGAAGACUUUGGCGACACCCGCUGAAAGGAAGAGCAUCGAGACUGACUUUAAGCCUGUGGUCAACAUCAUAUCGCUCAUGCGGACAUCCCUCAAAUCUGCGCUAGACAAGACGAAAAAGUUCAGCAAAGAUCGCCUCGCCCGCGUGGAGCGGGUGAAGCGCCAGCAAGACCAGCAGGCAGUGAAGGCAAUAGAUAAAGAAAAGAAGAAGAGAGAGCAGGAGGCUCAGAAGAUCAACAAAGCUGCGGAAAAGCAGGGGCGAGUUGACAACAUCUUUGGCAUCGAUUUGCUGAAACUCGGCAUCCGUGCACUUGCGCAUCACACGCUCGAGAAGGCGGAGGAUGUCAAAGGCCUGAACUUCAGCAAGCCCUUCCUGCUGAAUGCCGAGUCCCCUGCUCUCUCCCAGAUCCAGGCCGCUUGCCAGGACCAACAAAUCAAGACAUCCAUGGACAGCUUUUACAACGGCUUCCCAGGAAGUGCGGCUUCCUUGAAAGGGAGCAAGCGGUUUACUGCUUUGAUCAAGGAUACUGCACCUCUACGUGCCAAGAUCUUGGAGAACUUGGAGAUCCCAGUGCGGCCGCCUCCUCGUGAUGCAGAUUCCACGAUGGUGACUGCGCUGCAGGGUGUUUACUCUUGGGCCUACGGAGAAGAGAUGCUGUCGACCGGCAGCUUUGAGGCUUCCCAGCUGCCAACGAUUCGGAUUCAAACCCAAGGACAUCGCUGGCUAAUAUUCGUCUCUCUCGAUAGUUUGGUCAGCUACAUUCGCAGCUGCAGGCGAGGAGCUCCCGUCGCGCAUGCAGAUGUGAUUGAGUGUAUGCAGAGUAUGCAACCCCACACCAUGGCGGCUUUCCUCAGCAUGCAUCCGGAUGCUGUGCAACAUGGCCUCGUGACGAAGGGUAGCAUAACUUUUCUGCCGGCAGCCUGGCUGGUGGCUGAGAAGGCCGGGGUCUGGGGCUCUUGUUCUGUGAACGCUUUGUUGCGGUCUGUUCUCAUGUGGCCCGAGUUAGUCGCCUUCGUGCGGCAGGUCAUCAACAUGCGGUGCGCCUUCGGCCUCCGGGUCCAGUUCUUGCCUGACUUGGAUGCCUCAGACAAGAACAUGGAGGUGCUUGCGACUUGGUCUUCGAGUGCGGCGAGCUUGGGUGGUCUCUACAAGCAGAAGCACUCCUCCGACGUGAAGAAGGCCGAAGCUCAGUAA
Messenger RNA from Symbiodinium sp. CCMP2592, 2544 nucleotides. The record is from the annotation of a GenBank genome assembly. NCBI's taxonomy places the organism in Eukaryota, Dinophyceae, Suessiales, Symbiodiniaceae.